UUCCCUGACCGGGAAGUGAUAUGUUAAGUCUCACCCAUAAUAUUUGUAGCUUGCAUGGGUCGUUUGGAUAAACAAAACGGAUCAGUAUAGCGUUUUACGGCAUUGUAAGCUAUGUCGCCUCGCGUGAGCGUUACUAACACACCGCAGCAAUUUUGCCGUCGUCGUUAUCAACGCGUGUAAACCCGGCCCGUUUCGCGUAACAGCGCCCUGCGGAGCGCUAAAUAAGGCAUUUGGUCUCUGAUCAAGACGGAACUGACUGUUUGUGCUGCGAAAACAUGGCAGAGUUGCACGUUGAACCCAACGCGACUGGCAUCAUCGAGCAGACCGAGCAUUGUGAAAUCAGAGGCUCAGUGAACGUGAGACUCCCCUCCCCUACUCUGGUGAUUCCGCCCCGGACUGGCUUGUCCAGUCCAGGGGUCUCCAGCUCCAGAGCUGUGUUUGGGUUUCCUAUGAAGAGCAACCCCACUUCCCCAUCACCAGAAGCCACAGAGAAGCCAGGAUCUCGGUGGGUUCGGUUGAAUGUCGGGGGAACGUACUUUGUUACAACGAAACAGACCCUGUGCAGGGAUCCUAAAUCGUUUUUGUAUCGAUUAUGUCAGGACGAUCCAGAUCUGGAUUCGGAUAAGGAUGAGACAGGAGCAUAUUUGAUUGACAGGGAUCCCACAUAUUUCGGACCCAUCUUGAACUACUUGAGGCAUGGAAAGUUGAUCAUCAACAAGAACCUCGCUGAGGAGGGUGUUCUAGAGGAAGCUGAGUUUUACAACAUUGCGUCACUUGUGAGGCUGGUGAAGGAGAGAAUACGAGACAAUGAGAACAGAACGUCUCAGGGCCCUGUGAAGCAUGUGUAUCGUGUAUUACAAUGUCAAGAAGAGGAGCUCACUCAAAUGGUUUCCACCAUGUCAGACGGAUGGAAGUUUGAACAGCUCAUAAGCAUCGGCUCUUCCUAUAACUAUGGCAACGAGGACCAGGCCGAAUUCCUGUGCGUCGUUUCCCGGGAGCUCAACAACUCCACUAACGGAAUUGUUAUCGAGCCCACUGAGAAGGCUAAGAUCCUUCAGGAGAGGGGGUCCAGGAUGUGAGGAGCCCAGACAGAUCUCCCAUCCCUCACUUCCUUUCUCCAGAUCCUCCUCCACCAUACAGCUGACUUCAAGUUCAUUAGCCCACCACCCCUCACCUCACCGUCCCCUCCUCCCUUGUGCCUUUCCACUGUGGGGGUUUCAGUCCCCCUCCUCCCUGCAGUGCUGCAACAUUAACCAAUCAGCACCACCACUAACUAUCACUGCUAUUGUCGACUAAUCGAAAAAUGUGUCCGAGGUCAAACCUCAGAUCAUUACAUUUGAUGCAAGACUGAUCAGAGAGAGGAUUACAGGGAAGGAUUCAUCAUUCAUCCUAAUGCUUAUUUAUGCCGACUUCAUCAUCAUCCUCCUCAUAUCCCAGUCAUUAUCAUCAUAAUCUUUAAAGCUGCUGGCUUUAAAUGUUUAAAGGGGGCGCAGUUGCCCCUGUUGGCUCGGCUGCAUCCACAUGACCAUAAUCUCCUCAGGACUUCCAAACGGGGUGCAAGAUAGACUCCAUUUCCGACCGUCAAUACAGCUUCUAUUAACAAGCGCAUUAUCUAAUCAUUAUCAGCCAAAUCUGCAUCAUUUCAGCAUUCACUUCCCAUUGCCUGGUCAGACCAAGAGCACAGCAGAUGGCGCAAUGGAUAAAAAGAAGACAGCGGCUUUUGAACUUCUUCAGAGUGGCAUGUUUCUUUCGUUAACUACCCAUUUACCCAUCUGGAAAGGACUAAAGGAGAAGGGAGAACUCAUACUGCCAAUUGUCCGGUCAGAUGCCCAAAAUCGCGUGUCCAUCGCUGUGAAGACGUCUCACAUUUCCAGUUCGCUCCGGUUGAUUUUUGUCAUCCUGGAUUUUUUUAUUUUAUGCCUUGUCGCUGGAUAUUUCAAAGCAUCAAAACAGGAAAUAAAUAACAAAACAAAGAAAUAUGUGGUUGUAGGGCAUGUGAGGCUUAUGUAUAUUACAAACAUAUGUAUUAUGAAGAGGCCGAAUGCAAGUCAUUGUUAAUAUCUGUACCAUAGUGGUCGAGGUUUUUUUUGUGGGUGUUUAUCAAGAUGAGUUUCUCUAUUUUAUUGGGGGAGGUUCUGUAUUGACCCCUAAUGUAAUUUUUGAGAUGUGAAUUUGUUGUGUGGUUCCUUCAAACUUUGUGUCGAUGACUGGAAAAAAACAGGAGAUUUCUUGCAUAGAGGUAUCAAGCCUACAUAGUCCAGGUGGUUCAGGAGACUGUUGUAAGACAAAGUGCCCACAAGUUUUGAGUCAGGGCAAAACUGCAUUAGUGGCUCUUUGUUGCAUUUUUUUUUUUUUUUUUUUUUUACACUUUUCUGACAUUUUAGAUUGAGAUAUAGCUCUCCCUGUAACAUUUUGGCUAUUUAACUGUUUAACAAAUUUUUGUUCAACAAAGUCUGAUCACGUCAGUGGAAUGUUUUUGAAUGUAAAGGGAUCCAUUUAUUGUGGAACGUUCUUGUCUUUUCUCCCCCCAAAACUAGUUUAUCACUAGAGGUAAAUCAUUUUAACAUUGAAGCCCAGUCUUUCAAACCAGUUGCCCUUAAAUAAACUUGAUUUCCUGUU
Molecule: messenger RNA, 2619 nt
Organism: Rhinichthys klamathensis goyatoka
Lineage: Eukaryota; Metazoa; Chordata; Actinopteri; Cypriniformes; Leuciscidae
Gene: kctd2
Product: potassium channel tetramerization domain containing 2
Exons: 6
Coding region: 276-1079 (267 amino acids)
Biological process (GO): protein homooligomerization; proteasome-mediated ubiquitin-dependent protein catabolic process
Cellular component (GO): Cul3-RING ubiquitin ligase complex; cytoplasm
Molecular function (GO): cullin family protein binding
Source: RefSeq, a predicted model, not a curated record